Lachancea dasiensis is the source of this 909-nucleotide messenger RNA. Lineage: Eukaryota; Fungi; Ascomycota; Saccharomycetes; Saccharomycetales; Saccharomycetaceae. The record is from the annotation of a GenBank genome assembly.
AUGAAUCUGACUUCGAGUCAUGGUGCUGUAGGCAUAUUCCAUACACCGAAUAAGUCGGGACCCUUGGUCUGCGCCACUCGAAUGCACGACAAACCCCGAUAUCCAACACGGAAGCUAGGAAGACUUCUACGCUAUCUGGACCUUCAGCGGCUCCUGCUUUACCGGCGUCCACGGCCGAGGGAUGCGUCCAAUGUUCGGCGAGCACAUAGUCACGUGGAGGGGCCGGAGCCGCCCAAGCCCGGUCAUGUGAUGUCCGCCCUGGGCUCUUCGAGCUCAGCAUACCUACUUGCAACGCACCCACCAUCACUUCGCAGUAUACCGACACUGUGGCGGCGCUUGGUGGUCUUACCAGUGUCCCUCUGUGCCAAGACCCGCUCUUUUCUAACACAGCUCGCUACCGCUUGGUGGUUCUACAGUGUCUACACCAGGCUCUCCUUCCUGCCACUUUGUGUUAUCGUGACACCGUGUUCCCGGCCCCGCUUACCUAAGCCACUAACAAUAACAAUGCGGGGCAUAAGGGCACCCGUUUCAAGUGAGUAUCCACCCCACAUUUCUCAACCACGCCCUACUCGCUUAAGUGGCCAUCCAACAAUUCAUGCAUUCGGCAAAAGCCGUCAAGUAGACCCCACCCCACACAAACUCCAGGGGAAACAAGGCACAUGCAUACCACACUUGACCCAACACAAGGCACCAGGCACAAGGAACAAAGCACAAGGGACCGCGUGCGGUGAGGUAAGCCGGAAGCACAAAAAUACAGUGGGGCAGCGUGGGCCUCGAAAUGCAGUGCCAGCAAACAGUUUGGGAGCCCCUGUUACCAAGUGGCCGAGAGUACUCGUUGAAUGUGCGUGCACUUUACGAGCGAACUUGGCCAGAGCGACGACAAGCACUUCGACUUCGGGGUCCUACUAA